Messenger RNA from Salvelinus namaycush (lake trout), 2015 nucleotides. RefSeq lists its product as uncharacterized. Gene Ontology annotation, cellular component: membrane. Gene Ontology annotation, molecular function: tumor necrosis factor receptor binding. The record is from RefSeq and is a predicted model, not a curated record. Bases 45 to 815 code for a protein of 256 amino acids. The transcript is spliced from 4 exons. NCBI's taxonomy places the organism in Eukaryota, Metazoa, Chordata, Actinopteri, Salmoniformes, Salmonidae. Gene Ontology annotation, biological process: immune response.
UAAAAGUCGGACUUGAAUGUCAAAAUCCAUUGAGUACUCCCUACAUGCUGAUCAUGACAGCUGCUGGCGCUGAAGCAGUUUGCUGUGAGAUCCCUGCGGAGAGUGACAUGAGUAUUUAUGCCCGAGUGAACCGCAGAGACAAAGGGCGGCCAAUGUGCCUCACUCGGUUCGCUGCGCUUGUCUCUUUACUUCUGUCUUGUGCUGUACUCUUGCUAAACGCAUAUCAUCAUAAAGCAGCAGACUACCAGCACACUUCAGCUGGAGGUGAUUCUAUGGGCAGUGUUCAACAGCAGCAGCAAAUUGAAAACAAUCUAAGUGCCCAUCUGACAGCUCCAUACUCAUUUAAUCAUUCAAAAAUGGUAUACCUUGAAUGGGAGUACAACCUUGGACUUGCUCAUCUUAGCGGCUUUAAGUAUCAUGACGGCGACCUCAUCGUGCUCAAAGAUGGCAUGUACAUGGUUUACCUGCAGAUCACCUUCCGAAGCCCUGGUCACUUUGUGUCUAACGAGGAGGACUCAGGUUUCACCCUCACCCAGAAAGUAAUCCUGUUUGCAAAGAGCUACCAAAAAAACAGAGAACUGCUAACAGCAUCUGACACAGUGGACUGCAUUCCCAAAUCGAAUGACUGUCAGCCAACUGGUUCAAAGGGCUGCAAGGAGGACUCGGGGACUCAGUACUGGGAAAAGUCUCUCUGCACAUCCGGGGUGUUUCAACUAAAAGCUGGGGACAGGCUCAGAGUGAGGAAGGGGGACAGGUACCAUGAGCUGAUGCUCCUUCAAGAAGACAGGACAUUUUUUGGGGCACAUCUCAUUUGAUGUUGAUUCCCAGAAACAUAAUAAUAAUAAUGGACUUAUAUACUGCUAUAUAUAUAUAUAUAUAUAUGUUUUGUUUGUUUUUUAUUGACUAUGCCAUAACUGUUGUUUUCUGUGUCAUCUCCAUGAUAGCCUAACUUUGUGGAAAUUAUUGUAAUCACUAACCACACAAAUUAAUGUCUGUCCACUGUAUAAUUUACUUACUUCUUGGAGUUUUCAUUUUAUAAUUAUUUCAUAAUGUGUGUGAGAGAGCACUUGAAGAAGGAAAUCAGUUGUAUUAUGCUCUCAUAAAGUGUCCAUAAAUAACUUGUUGUUCAGUUAAACAGUGCAUUAACACAGGCAGCGCAAUUAUGUGUCCACAAAUGGGUAUUUUGACCAAUCGGAUCAGCUCUUUUGCCAAUAUCAAAGUGUCAAACAAAUGUGAUCAUAAUGUGAUAAAAGGAGAGGCUAUUCCUUUACUCUGAAAUUUCAUACAUUUUACUCUGCAACUCCAGUAGAUUAUUUUAAUCAGUCUGUUUCAUAUUGUUUCACCUGGUCAGCAACAGAGAAUUCAAAUGAGCAGGUGUAACAGAUGGGGAUUUCUAACCUCUCCUCAGCCUGAAAUGUCUCCACCCGUGCCCCAGAGAAGUUGUCAAGAGGGUAGUCACGUUUAUUUGCAAGACAGAGGUCUCAAGUUCCAGUCAGUCUCAGUGUGAGCUGGUGUAGGAGAGACUGUAUAAUAAUCAAGAACAGUGAUGUCCGUAACACAGGCAAUUAUGGAACUUUCUAUCAAACUAGAUUGAUGAUCUUACCCAAUGCCUGGAAAGCCUUGUAAUCAGUUUGUGUUAUUGAACCUAGCCACGAGUAGAGUCUGACUGUGUCAGCUACAAAUGUCCCUAAAGCUCAUCCUGAUCAUCUACUGUAUAAAAAAUAAAGUGAUGUUUGAUGUGUCUCCAGCAGAUCAACAACAGGAUGAACAUGCAAUGUGUUGUUUACCACGUCAGCCUAACCUUACUUAAGAAUGUAAGGAAUGCACACUCUUGCACCAUCGUGACGGUAAACACCCAUUGUAAAUGAUGAUUAACUGAUGCAUGGCUUACUGUUUACACGGGGUGAGCAAUAGUAACAUUCCCACUGUGUUUGGGUUCUGCACCUGUCUGCUCGACUUAGUGUUGGCUAAGAGUUUACAUUGAUGUUCCAGAAAGUAAUAAAAUAAAAACUAGU